Messenger RNA from Tympanuchus pallidicinctus (lesser prairie-chicken), 660 nucleotides. RefSeq names its product C-type lectin domain containing 19A (gene CLEC19A). Gene Ontology annotation, molecular function: signaling receptor activity. The transcript is spliced from 5 exons. Bases 69 to 632 code for a protein of 187 amino acids. The record is from RefSeq and is a predicted model, not a curated record. Lineage: Eukaryota; Metazoa; Chordata; Aves; Galliformes; Phasianidae.
UGGGGCCGGAGCUGCCCCCAGUGCCGCCGCCCGCCCUGGCCGGAGCCGAGCAGCGCGGAGCUGCGGCGAUGGGCUGCGGCCGUGCUGUGUGCGUGCUGCUGGCUGCUGCGCUUCUGCCUGCCCGCGCUUUCCCCCAGACCAACAUCAAGAUCAGCCAAGCCCUGCCGGAGCCUGUGCAUGCCUACUCCUGCCCUCUUUUCUGGACGGAGUAUGAAGGGCACUGCUACCGCUACUUCCCCAUCAACAAAACCUGGGCCGAGGCCGACCUCUACUGUGCGGAGUUCUCCAUUGGCAUCAGGUCAGCGAAGCUGGCCUCCAUUCACAGCUGGGAAGAGAAUGUCUUUGUGUAUGACCUGGUGAACAGCCGCGUGCCCGGCAUCCCCACUGACAUCUGGACGGGGCUCAAUGACCUACGGCAGGAAGGUCACUUUGAGUGGACAGACGGCACCUCCUAUGACUACAACUACUGGGAUGGCAGCCAGCCCGAUGACGGCAUCCACUCCAUCCCAGAGGAGGAGGACUGUGUACAGAUGUGGUACCGGGCCAGCAGCGCGCUGCGCUCCUGGAACGACAACGCCUGCGGCCGGACCUUCCCCUUUGUCUGCAAAAUCCCCUCGCUGGCCCUGGACUGAGCCUGACUGUGUGCCCAGCUUCGUGCUG